Bursaphelenchus xylophilus (pine wood nematode) is the source of this 1046-nucleotide messenger RNA. NCBI's taxonomy places the organism in Eukaryota, Metazoa, Nematoda, Chromadorea, Rhabditida, Aphelenchoididae. The record is from the annotation of a GenBank genome assembly.
AUGGCUCCAACGCACGUAAUCUAGUAAGUUUUCUCUCAGACUUGACACCUCGAUCAAGUACAACAUAACUCUUUAGGUGUUCUUUGAGGUUUUCUGCGAAAAUUGCUUUUGCGAGAUAUUUUUUGAUAAAAAAUAGGAAUGGUAAACAUGUUUAGGGUAAUAAUAUAAAUGGUUUGAGGCGACCACGAGGAAAAAUUAUGGUUUUCUCUAUUUUUUUUAAUUUCAGUGAGUUCGAUCUAAAUACAGUUGAAAAACUAUUUCUGGGUAAGCCAUGGUGGUGCCCACUGUCAGAGCGGAGACUAAUCGACAAACUAUCGCAGUUUCAGCCCUUUGGUAAGGCUUGUUUUAUUAUUUUUUAAAUAUUUUAGGCCUGUCUAGUAUGAUAUUCGAGUAAUCGCUCCUAACUCGCAGAAAGUAUAGUAUUUAUCGCCGUUUUACUGCUUGAUAUAAAUCUCACGACAUUUUUAGGUGUUAAAAAACAUUUGGAGCUGCUAAAUCUUGUCCAUGCAAUGCAUUAUGUUGCUGAAGAUGAGGAGAAUGUAAAUUUCGAAGAGCUAAUAAGUAAAGAAGAUUAUCAGCUAUAUCUGAAGCGACAGAAAGAAGGGGCUCGUGAUGAUGUUGUGGUCUUCAAUCCUAAAUACAAGUUCCGACCGAAUGGCGAAGAGGUUAGUCUGUUUUAUUUGAUUUUAUAUUCUUAGGGUGCGACUGCCGACGGAUUUUGAAUUUGCGGACGAAUUUCAUGAGAACAUGAAAGGAAUGAUGGAGUUUUUUUUUUGUAAAUUACACAUCGGAAGGUGUCCAAAACGCUGCUGACAUUUUCAUUAUGACUAAGCGAUUCCUCGUCCUAGUCCUUUCAUUUCGAUUAUUCCUCCAUCUGAUUUUGAUUUCUUUAGAUCCUCGAGAAAGUCAAUGAAUUUUUUGAUCUCGACGCGAUGGAUAAAGAAGACCGACAAGUCCGCCAGUUUCCCGAAGAAUCCUACGAACUCCCGCCCCACAUCGAGUCUCUCUACGAGCAAUACACGGAGGGCUCGGAGCCGCCACAAUAA